Molecule: messenger RNA, 7189 nt
Organism: Mauremys reevesii (Reeves's turtle)
Lineage: Eukaryota; Metazoa; Chordata; Testudines; Geoemydidae
Gene: SLK
Product: STE20 like kinase
Exons: 19
Coding region: 880-4677 (1265 amino acids)
Biological process (GO): protein phosphorylation
Molecular function (GO): protein binding; ATP binding; protein serine/threonine kinase activity
Source: RefSeq, a predicted model, not a curated record
AAGUCGGCGGAUGGCGGGCGCGCGCGCUAAAGAAGUGAGGCCCGGCCGGGCGAGCGCGCCGCGAGAGACGGUUCCGGACAUGGGGGCGAGAGGCGCGCGCGCGCGCGAGUGACUGACUGAGGGAGAAGAAGGAGGCCGCCGCGGCUGGAGGAGCCUGACACUCCGCCCCUCCCCCAGCCGGCCCUGAGCGGGGAGACGCCGGUUGCCGCCCGGAGAGCGAGCGGCCGCCUGGGCUCUGCGCCUGUGAGGAGGAAGCUGGGAGACGCCGUCUCCUGCCCUGGGACCCUGCCGCCCUCCCCUGUGUAACUAGGGGGACCGGACAUCCCUUCCUCCGGGGCUGCAGGGGGACCCCGCGCCCCCCAGGGAAAGGAGGCGAAUCCCACCCCGGGGAGAGGGGGCCCCAGGUGCCGGCUACCCCCCGCGCCAGCGGGCCGUCUCCAGUGGGGUAGGAGCCGCCACCCAGGAUGUGAGUGAGGAAGUUCGUGCUUCGUCCCCACCCAGCCUUGGACGCUGAAGCCUCCGUUCCCGGGGCGAGCAGGGACCCGGGCGCUUGUCGCCGAUGUGACGGCCACGCAGCCGGCUGUUGUCGAAUUGCGAUUCAGGGAGAGACGUGAAGGGGGGGAAAUAACCCAGCCCGCUAAGCACCGAGGGGGAUCUCACCGCACGCCCUGCCUCAGCGCAGCACCACCGGGCCAGGGGCUUUCCACGCGCGGCCGCGUGGGGGGCUCGUGCGGGACAGCGCACUUGCAAGACACUUCUUAGCUUUUCCCUUGCAGGAGACGGUGGAGUGAGACGCUGCUCAGAGAGCAGCUGCUGUUCCCACCCUCUGCGGUUUUCCUUUAAUUUUGGAACAAAUUUUUUUUUUGAAGAGAGGAAAAAAUGUCUUUCUUUAACUUCCGUAAAAUCUUUAAGCUCGGUGGCGAGAAGAAAAAGAAACAAUAUGAGAACGUCAAGAGAGACUUGAAUCCGGAGGAGUUCUGGGAGAUAAUAGGAGAGCUGGGAGAUGGUGCUUUUGGUAAAGUGUUCAAGGCUCAGAACAAAGAAACCAAAGUCCUUGCUGCAGCAAAGGUGAUUGAUACUAAAUCCGAGGAAGAACUAGAAGAUUACAUGGUUGAGAUUGAUAUUCUAGCAUCCUGCGAUCAUCCAAAUAUUGUCAAGCUUCUAGAUGCUUUCUACUAUGAAAACAAUCUUUGGAUCCUGAUUGAAUUUUGUGCAGGUGGAGCAGUAGAUGCAGUAAUGUUGGAACUUGAGAGGCCAUUAACAGAGCCACAGAUCAAAGUAGUUUGCAAGCAGACUUUGGAGGCACUGAACUACUUGCAUGAAAAUAAGAUAAUUCACAGAGAUCUAAAGGCUGGCAAUAUUCUUUUUACAUUAGAUGGAGACAUUAAACUGGCGGAUUUUGGCGUAUCUGCUAAAAACACAAGGACAAUACAGAGAAGAGAUUCUUUCAUUGGUACACCUUACUGGAUGGCUCCUGAAGUGGUAAUGUGUGAGACAUCUAAAGACAGGCCUUAUGAUUAUAAGGCUGAUGUGUGGUCACUGGGCAUCACUUUAAUAGAAAUGGCUCAAGUGGAACCACCUCAUCACGAGUUAAAUCCUAUGCGCGUGCUGCUGAAAAUAGCAAAAUCUGACCCACCUACAUUGGCACAGCCUUCAAAAUGGUCUUCAGACUUUAAAGAUUUUCUAAGGAAAUGUUUGGAAAAGAAUGUAGAUGCCAGAUGGAAUACUGCUCAGCUUCUGCAGCAUCCAUUUGUUACUGUCACUUCUAAUAAACCAGUCAGAGAGUUGAUUGCAGAGGCAAAGGCUGAAGUAACAGAAGAAGUUGAAGAUGGUAAAGAUGAAGAUGAAGAGGAGGAAACAGAAAAUUCUCUGCAAUUACCAACAAACAAGCGUGCCUCCUCUGACCUUAGUAUUGCCAGCUCUGAAGAAGAUAAACUUUCACAGAAUGCCUCGAUUCUGGAAUCUGUUUCUGAGAAAACAGAAAAUAAUGCUGCUGAGGAGAAGAACAUCAAUGUAUUUCCAGAUGAUAAAACAACUGCUAAUGAACCCAAGACAAUUAAUGAUGUGUCUGAUACCACUCCUGGAGAUACUGUAAAGGUGCAGAAUGGGUCAGUAUUAACUGAGGAAGAUGAGCCAGAGAAAAGAUCAGGAGUUGAAAAGAAUACUGGAAAAACAGAAGUAGUAAAUGAAGACACUGGAUCACAGACAGAAAGAAAAGAAGUUGAUACAAUCACAACAUUAGAAACAAACGAUAAACAUAGUCUGAAAACAGAGGAAAGAAGUGCCAUAGAAAAUGAAGAGACAGAUGAAAAUAAACUGAAAAUAGCACCUGAAAUUGAAGAUGCCAGUAUUCAAACUACAGAAGUGAUAUCUAAAGAGACUGGGGAGAGAGAGGAGAAAGAAAGUGGAACAGAUAGCCAGGAAAAUAAGAAUGAAGGAACAACGAUAGAAAAAAGUACAGAGCAAAAGGAUGAUGGUAAAUCUGAAGAAGUUCAGAAAGAUGAGAUGACAGGCAGCACUAAUGAAACUCUGGUUAAAGGUGCAGAGAAAAUGGCUGACACAGAGCAGGAGCCAAUAAAAAAUGGAGCUGACAAUGCUCAAGAGACAGGCAGCACUAGUGAAAGACAAAUCAGUAAUGGAGAUAAAAUACCCGGGACAGUCCAGAAGCUAAUGGAAAGUAGAACUGAGCAUGUUCACGAGACAAGCAGCUCUGAAGAAACUCAGAUUAAAAGUGGAGAUAAAGAGACUGAUAUAAAUCAGAAAUUAGUUGAAAGUGAAAAUGAAGAUGUUCAUAAGACAAGCAGCAUAGAGGAAACUGAGGUCAAGGAUUCAGGAAAAGUGGGUGAUAUAGACCAGAAGCCAAUACAGAGCAAGACUGAGAAUAUUCAUGAGACAAAUAACACUGAAGAAAUUCAAAUUGAAAGUGUGGAUAAAGUGGUUGAGCCUGACCAAAAUUCAGAAACAAAUGAACCUGAGGAUACCCAGGAGAACAACAUUCAGAUAAAUGCAGAGCAUUCAGAAGUUCCGUGUGAUGCACCACUUAAGAACAAGCUUCAAGAUCCUGCAGUUGAACAACCUAAUGAUUCUGAACUCACUCUAAUACCCAUUAUUAGUGUUAGCACAGAAGAAAAUGAGGAAGAAGUUAAAAUGGGUAAUCAAGCCAGUGCUGAAACAUCACAGCAGCUAGAACCUGAGACACUAAAGGAAAAUGAUACAGAUUCAGGCACUGGUUCCACAGCUGAUAAUAGCAUUGAUUUGAACUUGUCCAUCUCUAGCUUCCUCACUAAAAACAAGGACACAGGAUCAAUAUCUUUACAAGAAACUAGAAGACACAAGAAAACAUUAAAGAAAACUCGCAAAUUUGUUGUUGACGGAGUAGAAGUGAGUGUGACAACUUCAAAAAUAGUUACUGAAAAUGAUUCAAAAAGUGAAGAAUUGAGAUUUCUUCGACGUCAAGAGCUGCGGGAGCUAAGACUUCUUCAAAAAGAAGAGCAGAGAGCUCAACAGCAGCUCAGUAAUAAACUCCUACAACAACGAGAACAGAUGUUCAGACGCUUUGAACAGGAAAUGACGAGUAAAAAGCGGCAGUAUGAUCAAGAGAUUGAAAAUCUAGAAAAGCAGCAAAAACAGACAAUAGAACGUUUGGAACAGGAACACACAAAUCGCUUACGAGAUGAAGCAAAACGCAUCAAAGCAGAGCAGGAGAAGGAAUUGUCCAAAUUCCAGAGCAUGUUGAAAAACAAAAAAAAAGAGGUUUUUAAUGAAGUGGAGAAAGCACCAAAAGAGCUGAGAAAAGAGCUCAUGAAACGCAAGAAAGAGGAGCUUGCACAAACCCAGCAUGCUCAGGAACAAGAAUUUGUGCAGAAGCAGCAACAAGAAUUGGAUUCAUCUCUAAAGAAAAUCAUCCAGCAGCAAAAAACAGAACUAGCCAAUAUUGAGCGAGACUGCCUGAAUAACAAGCAGCAGCUUAUGAGAGCUCGUGAAGCUGCAAUCUGGGAGCUAGAAGAGCGACAUUUACAGGAAAAACACCAGCUUCUCAAACAGCAACUCAAAGAUCAGUACUUCAUGCAGAGACACCAGCUUCUUAAGAGGCAUGAAAAAGAAACAGAACAGAUGCAACGAUAUAAUCAACGGCUUAUUGAGGAGUUAAAGAACAGGCAAACUCAGGAAAGAGCAAGACUGCCCAAAAUUCAGCGAAGUGAAGCAAAGACUCGAAUGGCUAUGUUUAAGAAAAGUUUAAGAAUUAACUCAUCAGGCACUCCAGAACAGGAUCGUGAGAAGAUUAAACAGUUUGCUACUCAAGAAGAAAAGAGGCAGAAAAAUGAGAGGUUGGCUCAGCAUCAAAAACAUGAAAAUCAAAUGCGGGACCUUCAGUUGCAGUGUGAAGCAAACAUCAGAGAACUGCACCAAUUACAGAAUGAAAAAUGCCAUCUACUGGUUGAACAUGAGACUCAGAAACUAAAAGAGUUAGAUGAAGAGCAUAGCCUAGAACUGAAGGAAUGGAGAGAGAAACUAAGACCAAGAAAAAAGACGCUGGAAGAGGAAUUUGCUAGGAAACUUCAAGAACAGGAAGUUUUCUUUAAAAUGACUGGAGAGUCUGAAUGCCUUAACCCUUCAACACAGAGCCGGAUUUCCAAAUUCUAUCCAAUCCCUAGCUUGCACUCCACUGGAUCGUAACUCUAGGAACUUCUGUCGAUUUUCCUAUUUGGAAUUCUCAUAUCUUCAGCUUCUGCCUUGGUAGAAUCUACAAAUUACAUCAGAGGUCCUCAAUGCUUUUAAGUUUCAGUGGAGACAAUUAACAGUGUCAUUGUCAAGAUUUUUCCUUUUUGUUUCUGACUGGGGAAAACUAAAUAGAAGAACAGACGUUAGUCUGUAAUGGUAAUACGAUGUCAUCCUUCAGAUGUUUCAAGAAGAAUUUUUUUUUUUUAUAAAUCAGUCUCAGAAAAUGUUAUCUACUAUGACAUUAAGAAAAUAAGAUUAAAAUAUUAGCUAGAAAGGUCACAAAAAAGAAACUGUUACACAAAUCAUCAUGUAAAUGAUGUAAUAUUAUUACUUUUUUUUAACUGUCUGAUUUCUCCACCAUAGAAUUUCACAACUGAAACUUCUGUAAAGAGGUUAAAAGUUUUGUAUCAUUGAGCAAAUCAUUCAUAACUAGGGCAGAAACUAUUUCUUCAAAACAUACUGUUGAAUUAUAAGAAAAAGAGUCUUAUGUUCAACAUAUUUAGUUACAGCAUAUGCCUUUAAAAGUUUUUUAAAAACCCUCUGGCAUCAUAACUAAAGCAACCAAACCUCCAUUACAUGUUUUGUCCAUUAAAAUCCAUGAUGAAAUGGGGUGCUAGUUUCAUUAAUCCAGUGCCUGAAACACUUAAAUAUAUUAAUCUUUGCAAUAGGAUAGACUUUUAUUGUUAUUAAAAAACCUUCUUAGCAUUGAUGUUACUGUAAAAAAAAAAUAUCUUGCUGCUACUGCCAUUUUUGUCAUAAGUCCUCACCCUAAAAUAUUUUGCACUAAAAUAUGUAAAGGUGAAAAACUGCUAACUUUAAAAUGCACAAGUUAUUAUUUUCCUUACACAUUAGAGGUGUUUACUUCUACAAACUGAAAUAAAAACUGUAGAAUGUAUUUUCAGAACAUAAUGUGCACUUUGCACAUUGUUUCUCUAACAUACUUGGACUGGGUAGGUGGAUCCUUCUGUUCUUACCAAAGUCUGUUCAUUUGAAACUCCAUCAGAGAAGUAGAAGUGGCUGGUCAUAUUUAUAAACUAAUUGCCGAAAUCUGAUCUGAAUAGAAGUGUUUUGAAAUUUUUGUUUUAGUCAAUUUAUUUCAUGGAAGGAUUUAAGUUGAAUAUGUAGACAAACUACUUUAAAAAUAUGCGUGUGUUUGGGUUGGGUUUUUUUUGCUGCACAGUAAUUAAUGUGUUAUGAUUUUAAUUUUUCAGUUUCAUAGGUGUACUGUAGGUUAUUUACUUGACUGAUUUGCAGUGGGAAGAAAAAUCUGAAAUGUUUAUCAUGUAGCUGGUGGGAAUGUAACUGUAUUAAAGAAAAACGCACUCGGAGGUUUAGAAUUUGAGUCAUAUCAACACAGUAUUAUAAACUGUACAUUGGUAUGCCAAAGUUAAAUUUGUAAAAUAGUGUUGGCUUUCUGUCAUUUGAGGUGUGAUCUUUUAGUGUCUUUGUAAAAGUUUUUAUUUUUGUUUAAUUUUGCUAGCUUGCAUCAGACAUCUGACUGGUGAACAUAUAAUGUUCAUUUCAUGGGAACAGUGUUGACGCAUGUGAAGGAACUGAUUAUAAAUUAAUGUAGAAUUUUAAUUGGGCUUGGUUGAAAUCUUGGAUGCUGAACUUUUAGCUUGUUAAUGCAGACAGUUUAAAUUGACAGCACGGUAAAUAUAAUUGAGAAAUGCAUGUUUUGAUUUAAAUUUUGUAACAUUUUUGAUAAGCAUAACUUACUCUGAAAAUUACUUUAUAGCUAGCCUUAAUUUCUGGCAUUUCAUUAUAUAAAUAUGUAUUGUGUACUGGUUGUAAAUUCACAUACCAUAUCAUACUAGAAUGUUAUAUGUUGCUAUAUGCAAAAUUCUUUAAUAUGUUUAUUCCAAAAUGCUACGGUGAAAAAUGUCUUUGAAGGCCUUUACUUUUUAAGCUACACCUUUAUAAAAUGACUAGUACUAAAUAUAUUAAAUAGUGUUUAUAUCGCUAUAGUCAACAGAACAUCUGUGUGAAAAACUGUUUUUUGCAAAAUAUAUUGUUAGUGAUUUAUUUUUUGUGAAGGGGUCAGGCAAAUUUCCCCCCUCUAAACUUUGUGUUCAACUCAUUCAAAAUGUUUAAUAACUUCACAGCCAGAAUAUGUAUUUUCUCUUCACACACUCUAAUAUUUUGGAGAUUUAAAUGAUCAUUUGCUAAUAUAUUUUAUGACACACUAUAUAUCUUGUUCUGCAUCUGUAGGACUUUUUAUUUGACUUCCACCACCUUCCUCACCAGCCUCUGUAACCUUAUCCCUUCAGAAAUCUCACAAAGGAUACAGGAAGGAAAUGUAACAGCUGAAGCCUCAUACAAUGUUCGUUCAGGAUUGGUUUUAGAAUAUUUCCAAUCAUACUGCAUUCAUUAAAUAACUGCAGUAUUUUGAAAUGUCUUGAUGAUGAAAUCUAAUGUAAAAUUACCAUUUGGUAAUAAAAUCUAGGGUAAAAUCGUUGUUUAUGUA